Messenger RNA from Cornus florida, 1792 nucleotides. Its product is annotated as methyl-CpG-binding domain-containing protein 11-like. The transcript has 3 exons. Lineage: Eukaryota; Viridiplantae; Streptophyta; Magnoliopsida; Cornales; Cornaceae. Bases 293 to 1600 code for a protein of 435 amino acids. Gene Ontology annotation, molecular function: DNA binding. The record is from RefSeq and is a predicted model, not a curated record.
UCAACCGAAAUAAAACAAAUCGUAAGGCGCAAGUUCAUAAGAUCUUUGACACCUCCCCAGGUGGGCUUAUCAUAGCUCCUCCGGUAAGUGGGCAUGUGGUGUUUUGUGGCGGUUGCUUCGUUCUAGAGAGAGAAAGUAAGGAUUGCGUUGAGAGAUCAGAGAGAGAGAGAGAGAGAGAGAGAGAGGGAGAAAAGAGCAAAUCUGCGACUCCGCAACGAGGUUUGUGGCUCUGUUCUUACAACUCAACGAAAGAAGCUUGGGAUUGGUACAAUUUUAGAGAGAGGGGUGAAAAAUGGCGAGUGGUGUGGAUAAGGAGAUCCAAACUGGACCCAAAGACGAUACCAUGUCCUUGGAACUCCCAGCUCCUCCUGCUUGGAAGAAAUUGUUCAUGCAGAAGAAAGGUACACCAAGGAAGAAUGAGGUCAUAUUUAUUGCUCCAACAGGGGAGGAAAUUAAUAACAGAAGACAGUUGGAGCAAUACCUAAAAUCGCACCCUGGUAAUCCUGCAAUAUCAGAGUUUGAUUGGGGCACUGGUGAGACUCCAAGGAGAUCAGCAAGGAUAAGUGAAAAGGCCAAGGCAACACCUCCAUCAGCUGGAAGUGAGCCACCUAAGAAACGAGGACGAAAAUCGUCGGGUUCUAAGAAGGAUAGCAAAGCGAUGGAAUCAGCAAUUGAAGAAAUUGAAGGAAAGAAAGAAGUUGAAAUGAAAGAUGUGGAGGUCACAGAGAAGGAAAAUGCAGAGGAAGCACAGAAAGAAAAUGAGGCUGAGAUCAAAGGUGAAACACGGGAAGAAGCUGAAAAAACUAAUAACCUAGAUGCCAAAAUGGAUGAAACUAGUCGAGAGGAAGAUGUUGUAAAAGAUGCAAAGCUCCAAAAUGAUGACCUGGAAACCAAAAACGUUGAAGUAGCAGUAUCAACGGACAAAUCCACAAAUGAAGCUGGUGGUGGUACAGAAGUGAUUCUAAAUAAAGCAGAGAAUCUAGAAGCCUCCAGGGAAAAUGCGGUUGAGAACGGCGGUGAAGAAACAAAGGAAGAAGCUGAUAAAACCAAUGACCUAGCUGCCAAAAUGGAAGAAACUGGUCCAGAGGAAGACGUCCAGAAAGAUGCCAAAAUGGAAGAAACUGGUCCAGAGGAAGAAGUCCAGAAAGAUGCUGAGAUCCAAAGUGACAACCUGGGAAACAAGAACGUAGAAGUUGUGGCUGCAGAUAAACCAACAAUUGAAGCUGAUGGUACUGAAGUAACUCUGAAUAAGGCAGAGAGUGAAUCCGCCAAACAGGUGUUGGGAGAGGUAGAUCAACCACAGGAUGAUACUGCAGAAGUUCACGGUGCAAAUGAUGAGAAACAGGGCAAGCUGGAAAAUGUCACGUUGGAAACCAACCACGGAGCAGAUCAAGCGAAAGCCAAUGGAGUGACCCGUCCAUCGGAGGAGACUACUAAAGAGAAACAAGAGAUGCAGAAUAAUGACGACACAUGUAGUUUUCAGCUCGAGGGCAAAGAUGAAAAAAUGGAGGGAGAGAUGAUGGGGAAUAAUGGCAAGGUUAACCAAGUGGCUCGAGCUGAUGCCCCGCAACAUCCAAAACCCUCUCCAGUAAGCUGCUAAAUAUAUGCAACACCCUUGUUGGGUUUCCCUGGAUUACUGUAAUUUAAUGUUUAUUGAUGCUAGAUUUAGUUGUCAGUAGUUGGCAAACAAAGCUGUAUCCCUUUCAGUGACUCUUUCUAUGAUGCUGUAGCCCUUGUGACAUUAUGAACUAACUUAAAUUAUAAUCUGUAGACAUCUUAUUUGACUUCUUCA